Linum trigynum is the source of this 1302-nucleotide messenger RNA. The record is from the annotation of a GenBank genome assembly. Lineage: Eukaryota; Viridiplantae; Streptophyta; Magnoliopsida; Malpighiales; Linaceae.
CCUCAUCACAAAUCACUAAUUCUCAUACCAAUCACGAUCAUCAAUCGCACACCUAGAUCCGUGCUCUUUCAGUGGUAUCAGAGCCUGGCUGGUGUGCCGAUUCUCUGAAGAAAUACUGCAGUUUGAAGAUGUCGAACCCUGCGGACAAACAAUAACCGCUGCGCCAGCUCAAGGAGGUGGUGACACUCAAGGAUGUGACGACGAGCAAAUACGAUGCGCUGGCAGCAUCGUUGGAGAGCUUGACAGAGGUGACUGUGAGGGCAGCCGAGGCCUCUAAGGGCUCGAUCGGAGCAAUCGAAGCCAUGGGCGACCAAAUCAAGACUUCUAUCGAAGAGAUGGGCAAGAGUGUGGCUGAUAACAUCUGCGGAGCCCUUGCAGCGACGAUGCAGGAGGUGCUAACCCAAGUUCUGAAGAGCCGGGAGCAGUUGGUGAUCCCGGUCAUGGGGGCGGCGCCUACGACAGCGAUCGCGGCGAGGGUAGCGACGGCCGCGGCAGCCACGGUGGGCAGCGGCGCGAGGGCCGCUCGCCAGGAGGAGCAGUUGCGCGAAGGCGCGGGCACGGGCGCUGGUCGGACCGGGGCGGGGGCGCGCUGGGAGGAGGAAGCGGCCGAGGAGAACUCGCCGGCCGGCUGUGACGCGACGGGGGCGACGUGGGCCCUGGCCGCGGCGGGCGGAGCGCCGGGUAGCUCGACCGUGCAACGUAGCCGAGCCGGGGAGACGGGAACUGUGGGCGCGAGGAGCGCACCCGCGCCUGCAUUCAGUGGGCCUGGGUUGCUGUCGACACCGACGGAUCUGGCCCAAGACAAGGCCCGUGGAAAGCAGAAGAUGGCGGGGUACGAAGGAGAGCCGUGGUCGCUUGGGCCUGAUGGAGAAGAACCCUGGCCCGAGGAGGAGUUGAGUUUUGGUGAUCCGGAGGGUUGGAUGGACCCGAGCCCAGAGGAGGCGAGAUGGGGCUGGGUCACCGGCGCGAAGCCGGGCCGAAUCGGACCGGUUACGGGGUGGCCAGCUGGUCAAACAGACCCGAUUCGGGUCACCCACAGGCGGGCAGUAGCUGGAACGGGCCGACCAGGGGUCCCGGCAAGGGCCCGGAGUACGGGUACCCCCCGUGGAGUACACCGCGAGCAGGAGGGGGACGCGAUCGAGGUUGUCGGGACAUCGGGCAAGGAUCGGGGACCAAGCCUGAGUACACCGGAAACCACCAGGAGGUGACGGGUGACUGGCCCUACCCUCCCCAGCAGCGAGCCGCGGCCAGUCACUACCGUCAAUGACCGGUGAAUCAGCCACCACCACCGAACACAGGCAG